CGUGAGCUGGCAACACCGCCGGGAUACCGACAAAGGUGGAGGUGGGCCUUAUUCCUUGUAUAUUUUGUAUACUUUGUAUACCAUCGUUCAGAUAACCAGCUAUUGAGUUGGGGGUUUUCACGAAUUUCUGAGUUCGGGAUAUGAUUUCGCACUGGUUUUCGUAUUCGGUUGUUAUGUCUUGAACGCUGGACACUCUGCUCGCAAUAAAAUGAUAUCUCGAUAUGUGAUUUUAGUUACAUUUAGUACCUUAUUGUGUUUUUGUACCUGCGUGCUGAACUCAAACCUGGAAAUAAAUACCACCAAGGAAGCUAUAUCACCAUGCACUUCAAGACAGUUCAGAUGUGGAGAUAACAAGUGUAUACCAGUUUCCUUUGUGUGUGAUAAUGAAAAAGAUUGCCUUGACGGAUCUGAUGAAAACCCAAAAAUUUGUGUAGGAGGAUCUGCCGAGAAUAGAACGUGUAACGCAGAUGAAUUUAGGUGUACAAGUGGGAAAUGUAUUCCACAACGCUGGCAGUGUGAUAAUGAAAAAGACUGCAGCGAUGGAAGUGAUGAAGAUCCACAGUCAUGUCAAAAGAAAACGUGUAGUCUAGAUGAAUUCACGUGUAGAUCCAAGGAAGGUGAAUGCGUUCCACUUACUUGGAUGUGCGAUGAUAACCAAGAUUGCUCAGAUGGUUCCGAUGAAAAAUCAUGUAAUGAGACGUGUAGGUCGGACGAAUUUACGUGUAAAAAUGGCAAAUGCAUUCAACUCAGGUGGGUGUGUGAUUCCGAUAACGACUGCGUUGAUAACUCAGAUGAAGAGAAUUGUCCUGUCAACGAUUGCCCGCCUGAGUUCCAAUGCAAGGAUAAAUUCUGCUUUCCAAAGAAGUGGAGGUGCGACGGAGAGUAUGAUUGUAGCGAUGGGAAAGAUGAACAGGGAUGUCCAAAAACAAACCCCAAGCUAUCCUUCUGCCUCAGUAACGAGUAUGAAUGUGCAGAUAGAUUUACAUGCAUUCACAAGAACUGGCUUUGUGAUGGUAGCAAGGAUUGUCCCGAUGGGUCGGAUGAAUCUCUGGAAAACUGCCAAAACAUCACAUGCAGGGUAGAUCAGUUCCAGUGUAAAGAUCGUUCCUGUAUUCCUGGCCAUUUGCAUUGCUCUGGACAUCCUGAUUGUCCAGAUGGUAGUGAUGAAGAAGAAUGUGGAACACCAGUUCAAGAAUGUGACACCAAGACUCAGUUUGACUGCGGAGAUGGCCAGUGUAUACCUCUGUCACAAGUUUGUGAUGGCAAACAGCACUGUCCUAAUUUUGAAGAUGAGCCUUCAGAUAAAUGUGGAGUGAAUGAAUGUCACAAUAAUAAUGGAGGGUGCCAACACAAGUGUAUUGAUACGCCAGCUUCAUAUUAUUGUGAUUGUCAUCAGGGCUACAAGUUAGUCAAUCAUACUGCGUGCAAAGAUAUCGACGAAUGCGACAUACCCGGAAGCUGUUCUCAAAUCUGUAUCAAUGACAGAGGAGGCUACAAAUGCGAGUGUUAUCCUGGCUACAUGAGGGACCCCAGAAAUGUGACUAGAUGUAAAGCUAUUGAAGGUCAUGCGUCGCUCCUCUUUGCACGAAGAAGGGAAAUCAGGAAAAUUUCAUUAGACCAUCACGAAAUGACGAGUAUCGUCAAUGAGACCAACUCAGCCACGGCGCUGGACUUUGUCUUCAGGACAGGAAUGAUAUUUUGGAGUGACGUCACAGACAAAAAGAUAUACAAAGCACCGAUUGAUGAAGGCAACGAGCGUACAACUGUGAUCAGUGAUGACAUCACUACUUCUGACGGCCUAGCCGUCGACUGGAUCUACAAUCACAUUUACUGGACUGAUACAGGGAGAAAUACUAUCGAGUUGUCGAAUUUCGAUGGUAAAAUGAGGAUGGUGCUGAUCAAGGAUGAUGUUGAUGAGCCUAGAGCUAUUGCCUUGAACCCCAUGGAAGGAUGGAUGUUUUGGACUGACUGGGGCAUCAAUCCUAAGAUUGAAAGGGCGGGAAUGGACGGUUCUCACAGGCAAACCAUCGUAAAGUACGACGUGAAAUGGCCUAACGGUCUAACUCUGGACCUGGUAAAGAGACGGGUGUACUGGGUAGAUGCCAAACUAAACAGUAUUUCAUCCUGCGAUUAUAAUGGUAAAAAUAGAAGAGUGAUUCUGUACUCGCAAGAAAAUUUGAGGCAUCCUUUCUCCAUUACAACCUUUGAGGAUGGGGUUUACUGGACCGACUGGGAUAAGGGAGCUGUUUUCCGAGCUAACAAAUUCACUGGGGAAGACGUCAAGGCUAUCACUGCUACAGAAAUGGUUCAGAAUCCAAUGGUGAUCCACGUAUAUCACCCAUAUAGGCAACCUGAUGGUGAAAACUAUUGCCAGGCUGUGAAUGGACACUGUUCCCAUCUUUGUCUACCAGCACCACAGAUCAACAAGUAUUCACCUAAAAUAUCUUGCGCAUGCCCCAUGGGUCUAAAGAUGCACGAUAACGGACUAACAUGUAUUAUUGAUGAAAACGCGCCAACUACUACGACAAUUUCUGUGACAAACUCUGAACCAACAACUGUGAAUAUAGAUUUCACAUCAGAGACAGCAAAAAAUACGUCCCACGGAAGCACUCAGGCUGGUGACAAUUCUGACAGCGGAAUGAUUGCUGGAAUAGCAAUUAUUAUACUUGUAGCAGUUAUUGGCGUUGUUGGAGGGGUCAUCUACUUCGGUUACAAACACUUGAUGCACCGCAACAUGACUUCAAUGAACUUCGACAAUCCUGUGUACAGGAAAACUACAGAAGAUCAAUUCUCGCUCGAAAAGAAUCAGUUUUUACCGCAGGCUAAACCGUACUUAAGUACUGUCGGAGAGGAGGUAAGAGCACUAACUCUUGAUUAUAAUAUACCUUCAUCAAGAUAAUUUUCAUAGUGAAUGUUCUGACGUUAUUGGCUUAGUGUACAUUUUUUACUAAAUUAGAAACAUUGUAUGCUGUUUACUAAGGUUCAUCUUAUUAUCGGUCAUAAGAGUAAAGCUACUUUUGAACAGCCAUACUACUAUAUCUAACAAGGGCGGGCAAGGCAGCUUUUCCCUAGCUUGGCAAAAAUUAAAUGCAGAAAACAUUUUUUUACAGAAAUUAAAUUAUUCAUUCAUUGUUCUCCACAAGCUGCAUCAAUAUCUGUUAGAUGAGAAAUUACUGGGAUUAGUUAAAAUCUAUGUUGAAUAUGAACUUAAUUUUUUGAAAAGCACUAUAUAUGUUGCUUGUUUCAAAUUCGAACCUCGCCUCUGGGAUCUCGGAAACAGUAAAACAAAUGUCAUUUGUAGUAUUUACUGUGGUCCGUACCAUCAGUGGAUUUCUGCCUAACACUAUGAAUCAAUAAUUACUAACGUUCAGGCUAGAGAUCAAUGCAUAUCACAUCUCAUGAUAAAUAUAUUGACGGAUCACUUUAAAUACUGAUCUUGUGACAUUCACCUAAACAACGCGCAGUACUUUAUGGGGCCAAGUUGCUUAGGCAAAUAAAAAAUGGAACUUGGACAGUUUGGAAAAUCAAAAUAUUUCCGAAUUUACUGGUUUCAUUUUUAGUCAAAAGCAAAACUUUUCAAACAUUCACAUUGCCUACCAAUUUCAAACUAACUACACAAUAACAACCACUUUUUCUCUUCUACACGGUGGUAUAAUUAAAAUUUCGAUCUGACGUUUCAGAUCUGUCUUCUAAAAUUAUACCGUUUUCGAUGUGUUCCUUAUUACCCUUAAAUGGAGUUGUUCCUCAUUCGAUGAACUUAAACCAACUAUAUGAAGGUAGGCACUUUAAGUUUUAUAUCAAUGCGUAACAUGUUAUCAUCUUUGAUAUUCUAUUAAAUGAAUGACUAUAUGAUAAUUUCAAGGCUUACUCAGGAAGCAUUUUUUUUUAUAAAAAUGUAUGACAUGUUGUAAUAUUUGAAAUCAGAAUUAAAAGCUAUUCGCCUAUAAAAAAAUGACAACAAUAAUCAAAGUUGAGACCGGGGUUAAGAGACGAAAUAUCAUAUUAAGGUUCUAUUUAUGCCACCUUGCAGAGAUCAAAAAGUGUAAUGUGCAAUUUAUUUUGAAAUCCUAUCUUAAAUAAAUUUGAAACAAAUUAGAAAUGAUUUUAACAAAAUUUGUUCCGUAUUUUGUGUUUCUCUGGAGAUACUGGAAGCGUCAAAACUUUUCAAAUGCUUUUUUUUUAAAUAUACAAAUACGCAACUUUGCCACCAUUCAACCGACCCGCAUUUCCUACCGGUUCGGAAAUCACACUGGUGAAACUAUGACAAAUUUGUUUUUCAAAUCAUUCGAGAACAAACCAGAUACAUAUCCUUUUUUUUUUUCUCGAAAAUUCAACACCGCUAAAAAUUUUAGUCAUUGUGGACAUAAGUUUAUACAAACCUUUCGUCAUAAAAUUAUUUGAGGAAUCAUAUCCUGAAGUACUAGCGCACCCUGUAUUGUUAUGGUUGCGAAGGUAGCUAAACUUUUUGAACACCAUGUAUGUGGGUUUAUGGAACUGCAUGUGAUCUACUAACCCGCUGACGUGCUCAUCUAAUAAAAUGUUCACCAUUCGAGUACCAUAUUUAAUACUAUGUUAGAUGAGCAUGUUGAAAUAUAUUUUGCAUUAUAGUCAUUAGAAAUUUGGAAAAGCAGUAUUAAUAACGCUCAAUUUUUUUAAUGGUUAGCUAAAAAAUGACUGUACGUGAUUUAUUUUUAAUAGUAAAAAUAAAGUGUAUGAAUAUUCUUUGAUGUUGAAAGGAAAUAGAUAAAUGUGAUUAAGUUGAGAUCAUUGCACCAUCAAGUAGUCUAAAAAGAGCUCAAUCUUGAUAAUUCUUCAUGAUAUAUAUUAUUUCUUAAAAUAUUUAUACGGACAUCCUGUUGGAAUCCUGUUUGUCUUUUAAAUUUAAACGAAAGGAAUAUGUAACACUUACUAAAAUUUGGACGAAUUUUGUAGAAACCUGCUUGAGACUGCAGUGAUCUAUUCCGCCAGUUAGAGAAGCGUUAUAUACAUGAACGUAACUUUUCAUUUACAUAUGAUUAAAAAACUUCACAAACACGCAUGUCCAUUAUUUAGCUUUAUAUUGGAUUGCGAUAUUUUUCUAAUCAAUUUAUAUAAUAUGCUGUGCCAAAAACAAAUUAGCUUAAACUUUUAACUAACAUACUCUUAACAAUGCAUUGUUCUGCACCUACUAUAUGGAUUUCUACUAGCAUUUUUCUUUUUUUUUUCGGAGGAGAGUGUAGAUUCAUUUUGAAAGAUGUAGCUGCUUAUAUUUAAAAUCACUGUAGACCAUAGUUGAUUAAUCUGGCGAUACUCCAACAACAACUAUUGAGAGUCUAAAGCAGUGUGGUAAAUCCAUAUUGUUAUCAGUUCAUUCUGUCAUACGUCGUAUAGAGUUACUAUCAUUGAGGCUGGAAUUAUUUUUUUUUAUUUUUUCCUUUUCUGUUAUUUUGUUUUUUAUUUUACAGGCGCAAGAACCUUUGACAAAUGGGAACAAUGCGGUCUAAGAUAUUUUGUUUAAUCGAAUUAGGUUAAAUCAAUUUUUCGUCUAAUUCAUCUGUUAUGGGACAUGAUCAAAUAGUACUUACUCAUUGUUACACAGAUUUAAAAAAUGGUUGAAGUUGAAAAUUCGCAGCUUUAAAAUGUUUUCCAAAGGUUGGAUGUAUAAAUUUUAUUUUAGUGUAUUUAUUUGUCUAUUUGUAAAGUAGUUGUAAGGCUGAGAGGUAUACCACGUCAUAUUGACGUAUUGUCAGAAUAAAACAUGGAAAAGCUCAACGUACUUGAAGAGUUGGCAUCGAUAUAGGUACAAACAACCAGGACUUUUUUGUAUAUUCAGAUUGAAUGGUUGUACUCUCCUUCAAACCCUUGUACUAUUCUUGAUGAUAUGCCAUUUUAUGUGAUUUUAGUUUAAAUUAGAUAAUUUUUGAUUGUAUUUUUAGAUGUAUAUAGAUUUGUUUUUUUAUCUUUUUUGCCACUUAUUUUGGCCCGAACAAUUUAAUGGAAUCAUUCAUUUUUUGUGCAAAUGCCCAAGCAGUAUCAACCGGAAAAUUCUAAAAAUUUCAAAGUCAUCAUCACAAUAAGUUUCAGUGUUGCUGGAGUGACAAAACCUUCAAAGGAUUUUUGAACCAAAAAUACGAUAUUUUCAAACAGUAAAAUGAAAAUAUGGCUUCAGAUAUCCUGAAACCCGUCCACUUUAUAAUGAAAAUCGAUUUUGAAUGCCUAUUUUUGAAUUUAAAUGUAUCUAAUUUUCUUAGCGGUUGAUGCUGCCUGUUUGGAAUCGAUUAGAUGUGACACCCUGUGAUUAUUUAUAUUGUAAUAUAUUAAAGUUUCUCUACUAUUCGGAAUAUUGCCAUGUGUAUAGAAUGCAAUGUAUUUCUGUUCACAUUUAUGGAUUAUUUAGCAAUUUACAUCACUUUGUAAAAAAGAUACUGGUAUUUGAAAUUUACAGAAAAAAUCAAAUAAAAAGC
Acanthoscelides obtectus is the source of this 6443-nucleotide messenger RNA. The record is from the annotation of a GenBank genome assembly. Lineage: Eukaryota; Metazoa; Arthropoda; Insecta; Coleoptera; Chrysomelidae.